This is a messenger RNA of Penicillium taxi, 501 nucleotides long. RefSeq lists its product as uncharacterized. The transcript is spliced from 2 exons. The record is from RefSeq and is a predicted model, not a curated record. The coding region runs from base 1 to 501 and encodes 166 amino acids. Lineage: Eukaryota; Fungi; Ascomycota; Eurotiomycetes; Eurotiales; Aspergillaceae.
AUGGAUCACUUUCUCCAAACUUGGAUAGCCAUGCUCCUUGUACCCUCCAGAUAUACUGAGAUAGAACUGAACUUGGAAUUCGCAAGCGAUGAAUUUGACGGUACUCUUCGAAAUUUGGCUCUUCAUUCGCUUUGGUACGCUGACCGACAGUCUCGCACCGCCUAUACCCCGGUGGUUAUCGUGAACAAAGUCUUAGAGAGCCACAUUCUAUUUGAUGGGCCACGUUUGAUGCUUUUCGUUGACUCUAAUGGAAUUAUCUAUCCUACUGGGGCAAGUCAGAAGCACAGCCAGGUAGUCCGGAUGGUGGAUCAAGUUCACUAUAUGAUGGGCCAGAUUGCAAGUGCUAGACCAAGAUCCCGGGUGCAGAAUAUCGACCUUGUCAGCCAGGCCGAACUGCAGACCUUGAAGGCUUGGAAUGGGCAACCACUGCCCUUAGCAGAUAAGUAUCUCCACCAGCUUGUUCUCGACACCGCCAAGCUCUGGCCCGAAAGGAAGCAAUGA